Messenger RNA from Numida meleagris (helmeted guineafowl), 7622 nucleotides. It is a transcript of the gene USP19, whose product is annotated as ubiquitin specific peptidase 19. The record is from RefSeq and is a predicted model, not a curated record. Gene Ontology annotation, molecular function: cysteine-type deubiquitinase activity. Gene Ontology annotation, biological process: protein deubiquitination. Lineage: Eukaryota; Metazoa; Chordata; Aves; Galliformes; Numididae. The transcript is spliced from 26 exons. The coding region runs from base 2410 to 6714 and encodes 1434 amino acids.
AGGGGACGUUUCCCUGCCGAGUGCCGAAUGCAGCCCCAGCAUCUGGGGCAAAACGCAUCCUAUUGUGCACCUCCUGCUGUCUGUGCCUGAAUGCUUACUGGCCCUGCAAGGGGAAGAGGUGGCCGUGCUGCCCCUCCACUUGCUGCUAUUUCUGUGUUCACAUGUUACUGGGGCUACUGAGAGUGUUUGUGCAGCCUCAGGAUGAGCUGGGCUGUGGAACUGAUUUAGGUUGAAGCAAACUCAGCCAUCUGGGCUUCAGUCUGCGUGGCUUCUUGGUCUGGUGCACCCUGCAGCACGUGGGUGCUCAUGCUGACACAACACAUGAGAAGAAAGAGAAGCGCCUCUUCUUAUAGCCAUGCUUUCCAUACUUGAAGUGCUCAGAGUUGCGGCUCAAGCACCCACCCAGUGCUCCUCCAAGGUUCAGCCCCAGCAUUACCUCCCUCAGGACUGACCCCCUGGGAACAGCAGCACCCAAAAUGCUGUGCCCUGGAUAUCCGACUGCUGAAUGCCCCCUUGUUGCACAUUUCCUGCUUGCAGAGAGGGGAAGAGUCCAGGAUUAGGAUAAACCAGUGAGAGUAACCUGUGUUUAUCUUGCACUUGGCUCAAACCCGGAGGCACCCGCAAUGGCCUGAGGCUGUGAUCAGGAUUCUGGCAGCCAAAAUCAGGCGGAGUCCCAGCCCUGCUCAGUUCCUGCCAGCUGUUAGGUGUAACCGGUGGCUGCAGACUCAUGGAAGCCAAGCCCCAGCAGGCAGGGGGGGCUGGUUUCCUUGGCAGAGCAGCUGCAAGCAAGCCAGCCCUCCUCAUUCUGUAGGACCCUACUCAGAGCUCAGUGUCUCCUUUUUCUUGGUGCCACCCCUUUGAAUGCAAUGUGGCCUGGCCUGGCCUGGCCCUGCAUAGAACAGUAUCUGCUUUUCAUUUCCCACUCCUCUGGGAUUUUCCCACUGGAGACAAAAGUAAUUCAGCAAACACAGCUUGCCCACGUUUGCCAGGUCUUGCAGUGCCCAGUUCAGUACAUUCAGCAGCUCAGGGCUGGUGCUGCUGCUGUUCCGCAUCUGCUCUCUUCCCCUUCUGGGGGCUAGCUGCAGGGUCCUGCUCAGUGUUUCCUUCCUGGGGUUGUCUGGGUCCUCCCUGGUGUGGAUUUUGAGGGUUCCUGUGCUGGGCGGUCAGAGGUACUCGAGCUUUCCACUCUGCUCUAUUGGUUCUUGGUGACUGGGGCAGGUCGGCCUGAUAAGAAGUGGUUUCAGUGUGGGCUUUGCCAUGGGGCUGGGCCUGCUGCAGCUGCACAAAGGGUGCCAGCACUUUUGCCACGGGGUCCGCUGCAGUUUGUGGCUGGUGGUUGCCAUGAGUGUUCCUGGAACACAAGCGUGCUGGCACUGCUGAGCCUGAACCGGCACUUUCCCUGAAGAUAUCCUACCCCUGACCGUGUCCGAACGGAGCUCUCAGGUCCAUGCUGGUGCAAGGGUGACACAGGGUGAUGUGUGGCUCCUGCUGCCAGAGAGGCAGGCACGGCUAUGAGGGCUGCAGGGCCGAGAUGCUGCUGGGCUCAGGGAAGCCGUUUUCAGCAAGUCAGACCAGUUGUUCUCUGUUCUGAACAUCUCAGAGCAAAACCGAGACCAGCUGCAGCCCUUGGGCUGGUGGCUCCCAGCCCUGGCCUGGGAGGCAGUGGGAGGCCAUGCCCGGCCUCCCCAGCGUGCGGAGCAGGGGUGUCUUGUUUCCAGCCAGUCCCUGCUGGCGCUGUCUGUAAAUCAGUGGGAGAUGAAUAUGCAAGGUGCUGCUGUUCUGGUGGGUGGAGGGAGGAGCUUCCCUCGUGCCAGGGAGCUCCGCUUUCUGCUGUCACAGGAGCCUCUCCCAGCCCUUCUGCUUCUGCCACUGCUUCCUUCUUAGGGUGUUUCUCUCUCCCAUUCCCACCCUCUUACAUGGACCGCUGUUUUGACUGAAAUAGCUGCCGACCCACCUGGUGCCCUGUGCUGUGGGGCUGGCUUGUGUGGGACAGGGCCUUCCCUUUGCCCCUCUUCGCUUUGCCUUUGGGUACCGUUAGAAUCAGCAGCAGUUCUGGGUGGUGUAGUGGGCACCAUGAACGUGACAAUUGCUUUCCAGGUUUGUGUGCGUUGGGAGCCCAUGCUUUUGACAGCUGCAAGGGCUGUGAGGGUUUCUCAUAAAGGCUGAAGGGAAGGUCAUGUGAGGGCAUUGGGAGCCUGGGAUCCAUAGAUCCUGAUGCUCUUGGGCUUUCUCCAUCCACUCCUCCUGCCAUGUUUGCUCUCUCAUCUCUUUAGGCCACUAGUUCCUUGCCAGAGAGUUUGAGCACAGAGAGUCGCCAAGAUAGCUGGGCCAGGAAGAAAACGUCGCACCCCUGACCCAGACUCCAUUACCGACCCCGGUGGGCCGUUUGUGUCAUCCAAACGGCUGAAAAUGUCCAGCAGCACCAAUGCCCCUGGCCAGAGGAGAGUGUCUCGGGGCUUGGAUGAUGCUACCAACAAGAAGAAGCAGAAGGAUCGAGCCAACCAGGAGAGCAAGGAAGUGUCUCGCCCUGAGCUCGAGCAGGCUGAGACCUCCCAGGAGAGGGACUUGGAGGAGGAGUUGCUGCUGGACUGGAAGCAGAAUGCUGAUGAGAUCAUUGUCAAACUGAACUUGGGAAGUGGAUCUCUGAAGGUGGAGGACGUGGAUACUUCUUUCACUGAUACUGACUGUGUGAUCAAACUACCAGAUGGGCGCCAGUGGAGCUGUCAGUUCUAUGAGGAGAUUGAGGGUUCCUGCAGCAAGAUACAGUGCAAGAAGGGAAACUUUCUGCAGCUUGUGCUUCAGAAGAAGAUCCCACUCCACACAUGGUCUUCACUUCUGAAGAGAAAGAAAGAUGGAUCCAAAGAGCUGGCCAAAGGGGCCAUGUGCUGGGAGAAUGGGAAGGAGAAGGCUUCUUCUGCAGAACUGACCCCUGAAGAGCCACGGACUGAAAGUGCUGAGCUGCCAAGAACCCGACGAGAGCCCUCCAACCCCAAACGCGCUCAGGGAAGGAGCGAGGCCCUGGGAGGGAAAAGCCCAGCCAGCCCAGGGACACAGAGUGGCCCCAGCGCCAAGCGGGCAGUAUACCUCAAAGUGGCUCCAGCUGAAGAGGAGCCGAAUACCAGAGUCGUCGGGAGCGUGGAGCCCAGCAAAGGGCAUGGGGGGAGGUCAGGCAGCCGUCGCAAUGGCAGAGCCAGCCAGGGCGAUGCACCUACAGCCCUGGCUGACCUUGCACCACCAUUAGAGAAGGCUGUGGUUAUGGCCAAGGAGACCGUUCCUGUGGAGAUGCCGCCACUUGCUGCUACCACAGAGGUGUUCCCCCACCGUGUUGCCACCUGCGUGGAGAAAAGAGUCCUGCAGCCAGGCAGCCCCGUCGAAGCCUCACGGGGCCGGGAGUGUGCGCCUGUCUUGGGAGAGAGCUCUAAGGCCAUCCCAUCAGCCACGCGUCCCCUAGGCAGAGAUGGAGAGAAGAGGGACUGGUCCAAGGAUGAUGUGGCUCUGGAAGCAGCAGCUGAUGAGCCAGAGCCUUUUGUGAGCCUGACCUUUGUCAAGAAUGACUCAUAUGAGAAGGGCAAUGACCUGGUAGUGGUGCACGUAUAUGUGAAGGAGAUUCACAAGGAGACUUCUAAGGUUUUUUUCCGGGAGCAAGACUUCACACUGGUGUUCCAGACAAGCGACAUAAACUUCCUUCGCCUCCAUCCUGGCUGCGGGCCCCACACAGUGUUCCGGUGGCAGGUGAAGCUCAGGAACCUCAUUGAGCCGGACCAGUGCACGUACAACUUCACAGCAUCUCGCAUUGAUGUCUGCUUGAAGAAACGCCAUAGCCAACGCUGGGGGGGGCUGGAGGCUCCUGCCACACGAGGUGCAGUGGGUGGUGCAAAGGUUGCCAUGCCUACAGGCCCUACCCCUCUGGAUAAGACCCCUCCGGGCAGUAACCAGCACCCCCUGUCCAGCAAAGAGGAGGCCCGAGCCAGCGAGAAAGAGAAGCCACGUGUAGAGGAUGGGGGUCUGGAUGGUGUGGCAGCCCGUACAACCCAAGAGCAUGUGGCAGUGAAGCAAGAGCCACACAUCCCCUCGCCCAAACCAACCUGCAUGGUACCACCAAUGACACACAGCCCAGUGAGCACUGAGAGUGUGGAAGAUGAUGAGGAUGAAGACGAGAAAAAGAAGGUGUGCCUGCCUGGCUUCACGGGGCUAGUGAACCUGGGCAAUACCUGCUUCAUGAACAGCGUCAUCCAGUCAUUGUCCAACACCCGGGAGCUGCGUGACUACUUCCAUGAUCGGUCCUUCGAGUCAGAAAUCAACUACAACAACCCCCUGGGGACAGGGGGACGCCUGGCCAUCGGCUUUGCCAUGCUGUUGCGAGCGCUGUGGAAAGGCACACACCAUGCCUUUCAGCCCUCUAAACUGAAGGCAAUUGUGGCCAGCAAGGCCAGCCAGUUCACUGGUUAUGCCCAGCACGAUGCUCAGGAGUUUAUGGCCUUUCUGCUUGAUGGCCUGCAUGAGGAUCUCAACCGCAUCCAGAACAAACCCUACACAGAAACUGUUGACUCAGACGGGAGGCCUGAUGAGGUGGUAGCUGAGGAGGCCUGGCAGCGACACAAGAUGAGGAAUGAUUCCUUCAUUGUGGACCUAUUCCAGGGCCAGUACAAAUCCAAGCUGGUGUGCCCAGUCUGUUCCAAGGUGUCCAUCACCUUUGACCCCUUCCUGUACCUCCCAGUCCCCCUCCCACAAAAGCAGAAAGUGCUGACUGUCUACUACUUUGCAAAGGAGCCACACAAGAAACCCAUCAAGUUCCUUGUGAGUAUCAGCAAGGAGAACUCCAGCGCCAUGGAGGUACUCGACUCGGUGGCCCACAGCGUGCACGUGAAACCAGACAACCUGCGCCUGGCAGAGGUAAUCAAGAAUCGCUUCCACCGCAUGUUCUUGCCGUCCCAGUCUCUGGACACAGUCUCCCCCACAGACCUGCUGCUCUGCUUCGAGGUGCUGUCCCCAGAGCUGGCCAAGGAGCGGGUAGUGGAGCUGCAGGUCCAGCAGCGCCCACAGGUACCUAGUGUCCCUGUCGCCAAGUGUGCAGCCUGCCAGAAGAAGCAGCUGUCAGAGGAAGAGAAGCUUAGGCGCUGCACGAGGUGCUAUCGAGUUGGUUACUGCAACGUGACAUGUCAGAAGACACACUGGCCAGACCACAAGGCUUUGUGCCGCCCUGAGAACAUCGGUUUCCCCUUCCUCAUCAGUGUGCCGGAAUCCCGCCUCACUUACGCCCGCCUGGCCCAGCUGCUGGAGGGCUACGCAAGGUACUCAGUCAGCGUGUUCCAGCCUCCUUUCCAGCUGGGACGGAUGUCACCGGAGCAGGGGCUGCAGCCUCUGCUCCUAGACAAGCUGGAGCCCAUGGCCAAGGGCAGCUGCGCCGCCGCCACCUCUGCUCCCGAGCUGGGGGACGGGGACAGGGCUUCUGGCCUCCUGCAGGAGCCUCCCCUCUCACCAGCUGUGCCUGAGCUGCAUCCAGAGAUGAGCGACACUGGCACUGUUCGGAGCAAGGUCCUGGCUGCCAGGAGUUCCGUGCUGAGCUUGGAUUCAGGCUUCUCUGAGCACAUGGAUUCGCAGGGCGACAGCUGUUCUGAGAAGGAGCCGUCCUAUGAGAGAGCCCUCAAACCAGAAGCUGCCAUCCCUGGGUACCAGCACACUCCAGACUCGCUGAGCGCCCGUGCCACGCAGUUCUACAUCAACAAGAUUGAUGCUUCCAACAAAGAGUAUAAGCUGGAAGAUAAAGGUGACACCCCCUUGGAGUUGAUGGAUGACUGCUCCCUUGCCCUGGUGUGGAAGAACAAUGAGCGCCUCAAGGAAUUUGUGUUGGUGGAGUCCAAGGAGCUGGAGUGUGUGGAGGACCCGAGCUCAGCCAGCGAAGCAGCCCGAGCUGGCCACUUCACCCUGGAGCAGUGCCUCAAUCUCUUCACCAAGCCCGAAGUCCUGGCCCCGGAGGAGGCGUGGUACUGCCCCAAGUGCAAACAGCACCGCGAGGCCUCCAAGCAGUUGAUGCUGUGGCGCCUGCCCAACGUCCUCAUCAUCCAGCUCAAGCGCUUCUCCUUCCGCAGUUUUAUUUGGAGGGACAAGAUCAAUGAUAUGGUUGACUUCCCUGUCCGGAGCCUGGACCUAAGCAAAUUCUGCAUUGGCCGGAAGGGUGAGCAGCAGCUGCCCAUGUAUGACCUGUAUGCUGUAAUCAAUCACUAUGGAGGAAUGAUUGGCGGGCACUACACGGCAUACGCCCGCCUGCCCAACGACAAGAACAGCCAGCGCAGUGACGUGGGCUGGCGGCUCUUCGAUGACAGCACAGUCACCACCGUGGAUGAGAGCCAGGUGGUAACCAGAUACGCAUAUGUCCUCUUCUACCGCCGGAGGAACUCUCCUGUGGAGAGACCCCUGCCAGGGCACCCCCCAGACCACCGAGCCGAGCGCACCCCCUCUGCUGAAGCUGCUGCCAGUCAGGCUUCUCUGAUCUGGCAGGAACUGGAGGCUGAAGAACAAGAGCUGCAGCUCGAGGCUCCCCAAAGGCCUGCGAGAAACUCCUGGAGGCCCCGUGGCCAGAAGAGGAGUCCGGGUACCCCCCAACACCCAGAUGAAGGCUGCGUCAAAUACUUCAUCCUGGCCACCACGGCCGCAAUCGUGGCUCUCUUCCUGAAUGUGUUCUACCCACUCAUCUACCAAACCCGCUGGAGAUAGGCGUGGGCACACAGCCAGCUGCAGAGCAGGGCUGCCGGGGCACAUACUGUGCCAGGAAGCUGCGCGACGAAGACGUCACUGCUGCCAGGUGGCCAGACAGAACCCUCUGGGCAGCAGGACAGAACCCUGUGGGAAGGACAUGCCCGCUGCGGGCACCAAUGCUCACCGAGGGAAGCGUCGGGCCAUCGGCUCCUGUCUGUCUGCUCUGGCAUCUCCUAUGCCAGCUGGCAGGGCUGCGUGGCCGGCCCCCAGCGUUACCAAGGCACAGCCCAGAACCAGCAUCCCUUCAGCCCACCCUCGCCCUGGCUGCUUGCUUGGAUUGGGGCUGGCCCCACUGGUACAUGCUGCUCGAGAAAGGACAGUGCCACUGCCACUGGGAACAUCCUGGGAACGAGCAGAGCCCUGCCCGGAGGCUAUUGUGAAAACAGGAUGCCCUGACACGGUCAUUGGUCCCACUGCCUCUCCCUGCUUUGGGAGCCUCACGUUCUUCAGAGCUGGCACAAGCUGUAUCCCUCCAGGCCAGCAUCAUCUCCUGUGCUGGGACUGGAUGGCUUGUCACAGAGUGCUCUGUGCUUCCUUGCUCGGCCAGAGGGCUUGGCCACAGCGCUGCUCCUCGCCCCGGGGCAGGGGGGAGCAGCACCCAGGCAGACUGUGCUGGGGCGCCCCAGGCACACGCUGACCUGCGUGGGCUGCCCCCGCCUGCAUCCGAGGGUCCCAGUUCUCCGCUGUGCAUGGCCGCCUGGGAUGGGUCUGGGGGAGCACGGGGCAGCACCUCGUUGAGAGACUGGUGUGGGGUUGGGGAGCAGCAGGCAGGAGCUAGGCUGCAGGAGGCCAGUGGGAGGCUGUGCUGGCAGCGUCACUCUGCUGCACGUUGCGGGGUGUGCCAAUAAAGGCAGGUUUUGCAAAGA